AGCGGAGUUUCGGUUGACGUCCUGCAGCCCCUCCUUCGCUCGCCACUUGCACCGUUCUGAGUUCCGGCUGCAGAACCGAGCAAUUCCGUAGCCCUCAGGUGAGGUAAUUCGCCUUUGAACAGCCCAAUUCUUGCUGUUCCAACGCCCAAGAACUGAAAGAAACAUCCAGACCGGCACCAUACCCGCGGAGAGGUUCAGCCCUACCCCAGUCCAUUCUCCCGUGCUGCCGACACCCGCUGUGCCCAGACAUUCCUUCCAGACUUCCGCGGCCAGGCACUGCCGCAUGAUCCGCAUACAUAGUAGACUAAACACGUGCUUGCUACCUGCCCAUUCAUCCAUGCGAGUGGAACUUUGAGUCUUUCGAGGUGCAAUGUUGAAUGCUUCGGAUGUCGCGAAACAUAAUACUCGCGAGUCGUGCUGGGUCGUUAUUGAGGGACAAGUAUAUGAUGUUACAGACUUCCUGGACGAGCAUCCGGGCGGUGCUUCGAUAAUACUGCGGUAUGGCGGAAAGGAUGCCACCGAAGAGUAUUUGCCUGUGCAUCCCCCAGGCACUAUUGAGAGCGAGCUUCCCAAAGAGAAACAUCUGGGUAGAAUCGACCCAGCAACCAUAACUUCCCCGUCCGCUCCCCAAACCGAUUCGACCCAAAAAGCCAAACCAUCACAAGGCACAACACCAAUCGCACUAUGUCUCAACCUCCACGACCUCGAGAGCGCCGCAAAGAAAGUCCUGACCAAACGUGGCUGGUCAUACUACUCCUCUGCCUCCGACGACCUCCUCUCCCACCACGGCAAUCUCUCGGAUUGGAGCCGUAUCACCUUUCGACCACGCGUGCUCCGCAACGUAAAGGCUGUCAGCAUGAAAUGCAACCUCCUUGGCCACCAAAGCAACCUCCCCUUCUUCAUCGCACCCGCCGCUCUCGCUCGACUCGGGCAUCCAGACGGCGAAAUCUGCCUUGCACGCGGCGCAUCUCGCUUCAACAUCCCCUACGGCGUCAGCACCGCAUCGUCUGUCUCCGCUGAAGACCUCGCGGCAUGCAUGCAAGAGCAAGCAGCGGGUGGUUGUCUCUGGUUCCAGCUGUAUGUGAAGAAAAAGGAGUCGGAGACUAGAGCUUUAAUCCGCCGCGCGCGUGCCUUGGGCUUUAAGGCACUUCUGAUUACAGUCGAUACACCAGUGGUUGGUAAACGCGAGGAAGACGAUAGACAUAAGGCUGAAGAAGCUCUUGCUGCUGGCGAGGCUACAUUUGCGCGCUUGGGAGAUAAUGUUGCUCUUGGAGAAGACUUUGUUCUUCGUGGCCCGUUCUCUUCGACUCUGGAUUGGAAUGACUUGGCGUGGAUGAAGGAGGAAUGGGGCGAUGUGGGGCCGAUCUGUCUGAAGGGUAUUGCUACUGCUGAAGACGCAAAGAUGGCAUCCGAUCUCGGUUUUGAGAACAUCUAUCUCAGCAACCAUGGCGGGCGCCAGCUUGACUCGGUGUCGAGUUCGUUGCGAACACUGCUGGAGAUACGCAAGUUUUGCCCCGAGGUCUUUGAUCGGUGUCAAGUCUUCGUCGAUGGCGGAUGCAGAAGAGGAAGCGAUGUCCUGAAGGCAUUGUGCUUGGGUGCUAAAGCUGUUGGGUUUGGUCGGCCGUUCAUGUAUGCGCUGAGCGCAUAUGGAACAGAAGGCGUGUUGAAAGCUAUUCAAAUGAUAAGCGAUGAGCUGGAAACGACUAUGCGCCUACUAGGCGUUACGGAUCUCAGCCAGCUACGUCCGCAUAUGGUGAAUACUAGGGAGCUAGACGCUUUGAUUAUGACCGAGCUGCCUGAUUUGGACACUCAAAAAGCGAAGCUUUAGAGGUUUCGUUACGGGAGAAGAUAAAAGCGAAAGUGCUGAUCGGCUGAAAACUAGAAUCAGGAGAUGGAGAUAGAUUCACACAUCUCAAUCAUUUAAGCGUAUCAUCUAGUAUCCAAUAUACUUGCUCAGGUGCUC
Messenger RNA from Mytilinidion resinicola, 1963 nucleotides. RefSeq names its product putative mitochondrial cytochrome b2. Gene Ontology annotation, molecular function: heme binding; oxidoreductase activity. The transcript has 4 exons. The record is from RefSeq and is a predicted model, not a curated record. NCBI's taxonomy places the organism in Eukaryota, Fungi, Ascomycota, Dothideomycetes, Mytilinidiales, Mytilinidiaceae. The coding region runs from base 371 to 1828 and encodes 485 amino acids.